AUGGCAGGUACAUUUCUAUCAGGGAAGACCAGCCAUAAGGAUGUGAAAGACAGCACGAGCUGGUUGUUUAGACUCUACUAUGGAAACCGGAUGUUCAUGUGUUACUGCUGUGUUUCCUGCGAGGUGGUAGUUGAAUCAUUGGCGCAGUUUUCACCGCUGUCUCUACUCUUGGCGUUGAGCAUAUUUGGUUGGUCGAUCAAGCAGAUCAUCAAUGUGAUUCAGAUGAAAACGGCGGCAGAUGUCUGUGUCCUGUAUGACAUAGAGAAGCAGCAUAAGCCCUGA
Messenger RNA from Thlaspi arvense, 282 nucleotides. Lineage: Eukaryota; Viridiplantae; Streptophyta; Magnoliopsida; Brassicales; Brassicaceae. The record is from the annotation of a GenBank genome assembly.